UUGAGGCAUCCUGUUGAUUGUGCAACGGUUUAUACGCCCACGGCGCUAUCACUGGUUAUGUGCAAUAUAUUCUUCAAAGAUGCGCAAAGGGAACUUCAAAUUCAAACAAAAUAAUGAUCUUCUUUGUUAGACAGGGGAAUGGCAUCGGCGCUAGAGGACCCCUCUCCCCUGACGGCUCGGGAGUUGGGAGCAGGGAGAAGUUUGAGCGCCUUUCUGCUGCCGGGAGAGGGACGAGUGCUCCGGGCGAGACUGGCAACGGCACAACAUGUUGAGUGAACUGAAACAAAGGAGGAAAGCCGCGGCGGGCAACAAACAGGGCGACUCGGUCAGGGAACAGAAUGUGAAAGGGAAGACGUCGGAGGAGCCGGGGAAGAAGGCGAAGCCGGAGCCCGAAACCCAGGCUGGGCCGGGCGGGGAAGGCAGCCGGAGGAAAGACUUGAGGAGCGCCCUGUGUCUGCUCUCGCUGUUCGCCAGCGCGGCGCUCGCAGGGGUUAUAUUUCAGCAGUCAGCAAACUUUGCUGAUCUGGAGCAGAAGUACCAGCAACUCUACACAAAAUCUCUAGCUGCCCAGGCCUUAGAAGACAAAGUUAGCAAAGUUUCAAAAAAGUGUGAAAGUGCACAAGAAAUUGUGGACAAACUUAAAGACCAUUCACUGCUAAAUCAAGUUGAAAAUCUGCAGAUGGAAAUUACGAAAAUGAAGAUUUGGUCAGCCACCAUCACUGAGAAGAGAAAUGAGUUGGAUGAAAAAUUAGCUUCUCUUUCUGAUACCAUUGAAAGGAUAGAAAAAAGUACAGUUCAAAUAUCAAAUGAUGUCACCACAAAACUUUCAGGUGUCAGAACUGAUAUUCGGCGGAUAUCUGGUCUGGAUUCAGAUAUUAGUUUACUGAAAGAUUCUUUGCAUGAAUUGGAAAGCAAAGUGACAAGUGUGGAGAAGACAGCCAUCCACAAUAUAGGGGACUUAAUUGCAACCAGCGUUGAAAGAGUCACACAACUGAAGAAUUUGGUGUCUGGAAAUACAGACAAAAUCGGGUUUCUGCAGAAGAAGUUGACUGAAUUAAAGGCUGAAGAUGAUAAACUUUCUGACAGGCUUUUUAGUUUGGAAAAUAGUCGAGCUAAACUUCUUAAAGCAAUCAUGUUUGCCAAUGAUCUGAAACCUAAAGUUUUCAAUUUAAAAAAGGAUUUCUCUCUCCUAGAGCCACAAGUGACUGAUCUCAUUGGAAGGAUUGGUCAAAUUUCUUCCGACUUGCAGAAAAGAAAUGAAGACAUUGCCAACUUGAGAAAAGAAAUAGCUAACUGCACUGUAAAUUUAAAUGAAAAUCAGAGAGCAAAAGAUCGACGAAGUCAGGUUACUGCUAUGGGUCAAUGAUUGUAUAUUUUUUACACCAGGAGGCAAAGCUACAGAAUUACUUGAACUUGCCAGUAAUUUGUAUUCUUGUCAAAGCUUUUUGUUAUUCUUUUAUUACUGAAAAAAUGUUAUGCUGAUAUCUGGCAAUGACUUGGUUCAUUUUCUACUAUGUUAACGUACAGUGAUGAAAAUCUCAAAGCAAUUAGUGUGUGACAUUCCUUCAGAAAGCUACAAACAUUUAGUAUUCAUGUGGAUACAUUUUUCUGAAUAAAUUAUGUUUCUUUAAAAUAUAUUGUUUUACAUUAUACAAUCAUUUCAUUUGUCUUAGAUUAUUAUCGUGUUGUGAUUACUUAAACAUUUUAGCAGGUAUGUUUUGACAUUUGUUUUGGAAGUUACACAUCUGCAAUGACAUAAUAAACCAUGGCCCUAAAACUAAACUAUGAGGUGCUAGCACAAAAAAUUCUCAAUAUUCCUGAAUUUCUCUUUCUGCUAUUCUAGCGGAAGUGUUAAGUUGUUUCAUGCUUGUUAACAUCACCACUAAAACUGCAGUGAGAAAAUAUGGACAGAUGAGUUUGAUGCCUCUGUGCUUGGUACUUCAUAGAAUAGUUUCUGCACCCAGAGUUGCUGAUGAUUGAGCCUUAACUUUUUACAGUAGUUGGAUUUUUACCGUCCUUCAUCAUUUAAUUCAAUAGGAUGUAUGCAAGCAUGGUUGUUCAUACAGUCUUCAACUUGCUGUGGUGGCAAAAUGCCCAAAAUUAUUUUAUUUCUUCAGCAUGAUAUGGCUAAGUGCAGGAUCUCAGCAGGAGAAGAACUGUAAAUAUAAAAAACAGACGCAUGCCCUAUUGCACACUCCUGGUUAAUAUUGAUCUGUACUGCCUUGUGUUCUUUGACAAAUGGUGGCACGGGGAUUGCCCUUACAAUGGUUUAAAAAGAUAAAUACAAUAAUGUCAUCUAGUAUAUACUUGUUUAUGUGUAGCACCUAAAAUUGCUAUAUUCAAUCUAACGUUUAAGUACUUAAUCCUGAAAAAGUAUCUUUUUAAUGCAUGUGAUUUAAUGUAA
This is a messenger RNA of Pristis pectinata (smalltooth sawfish), 2404 nucleotides long. Its product is annotated as inhibitor of nuclear factor kappa-B kinase-interacting protein-like. The record is from RefSeq and is a predicted model, not a curated record. Bases 266 to 1366 code for a protein of 366 amino acids. The transcript has 3 exons. Lineage: Eukaryota; Metazoa; Chordata; Chondrichthyes; Rhinopristiformes; Pristidae.